AUGGCAGACUCUCUGGUGGCCGACCAAAUGGCUCGACUGACACUCAGACUCUUGGAAAAGAAACUGGAAUGCGAACGUGAGAACAUGGAAGGUGACUCUGAACCAUUGAUUCUGGAGCCUUGAAAUGAGGUCAGACCAGAAGAUGCCCUGCAAAGUGCCCUGAGGAGAAGGAAGGACCUCCUGCAGAGACUCUGGGAACAACACCUCCUGGAGGAACUCUCCCGGGCCCACACUUGGAAGGCGUCAAACAGAGGGGCCUGGGGAUCCAUGCUGCCCCCAGAGGUGCCCACUGUGUGCAGCCACCCCCCUGCAUCCCCUCCUCCACCAGGCCCAGAGUCACCACGCAUCAUCCAGCAAUCGGUACCUCAGCCCCCUGCCACAAUCAUUCAGCAGUUGCCUCAUCAGCCCCUCAUUACACAGAUUACUCCUCCUCAGGCCUUCCCGACUCAAAGGUCUGGGAGUAUUAAAGAAGACAUGGUGGAGAUGAUGCUGAUGCAGAACGCCCAGAUGCACCAGAUCAUCAUGCAGAACAUGAUGCUCAAGGCCCUGCCACCUACCGCGCUUGCUGCCCCGGUGCAGCGGGCCCCCGGCCUGCACCUCAGCCCACAGGACGUGCAGUGGGCUCACCCUGCUCUCCUGCGAGCAGAAAAGCAGAGGCUGGCUUCAGUGCACCACCACCACCACUACCCACCGUCAGCCCCCCUGCAGCCUGUCUCUGCUUCCGGAACCCCUGUGGGUUACCACAUGUGGCCCUCUGUCGUCUCAGCCACAGCGCUCCCACAGGCUGCCAGCUUCCAGCCAGCUGUGCGCCACAUGGCUGGCCCAGUGGUCACUUCUGCCCUGCCUGCCCUUAAUGAGUAA
Molecule: messenger RNA, 861 nt
Organism: Elephantulus edwardii (Cape elephant shrew)
Lineage: Eukaryota; Metazoa; Chordata; Mammalia; Macroscelidea; Macroscelididae
Gene: CUNH21orf58
Product: chromosome unknown open reading frame, human C21orf58
Exons: 8
Source: RefSeq, a predicted model, not a curated record